Molecule: messenger RNA, 3491 nt
Organism: Schizosaccharomyces cryophilus OY26
Lineage: Eukaryota; Fungi; Ascomycota; Schizosaccharomycetes; Schizosaccharomycetales; Schizosaccharomycetaceae
Product: centaurin ADOP ribosylation factor GTPase activating protein family
Exons: 3
Coding region: 129-2855 (908 amino acids)
Cellular component (GO): cytoplasm
Molecular function (GO): protein binding; GTPase activator activity
Source: RefSeq, a predicted model, not a curated record
UCCAUAUACAUGUCUCUCGAGCUAGCUUUCGGACUCAAAGCAUUAAAUUGCAUAUUCUAAUUUUAUAAACAAUUUUGAAAAUUUUAUAUUCAGUGUUGUCUUUUCACCACUGUUUUUAAUUUACUGUUAUGAACGGAAAUGAUACCUAUUUAUUAUCCCUUGAGAUUUCCAAUACUACCGAUGGAUCUAUUUUGUCUUUGAUUCCUGGAAACAAUGGAAUGCUGACUCCUGUUUCUAAUACCAAGCGAAGGUUACUAGAUAUGACAUAUGAUACUCUGACGAAGCUUGUACUCUUGAAGCUUGAAUGUCAAACCAUUCCCAGUUUUCGACUGUUCUUUACCCCAGAGGUUGCUAAUAUAAAGCAAGAAAACAAAAAGCUCUUUUUACUCAAUUGUGAAUCGAUCGCGUCGUUAAAUAGUUUUUUUACUCGAGUGAUAUCUUAUGAUGAACUAUGCAGCCAACAGAACGUUUAUGAAGUGUCUACGUUAGUCGAGACAAAAAAUGAUGACUACGGAUUCUCCUAUGAUUGGAAGCCUUCUGUUCAUAAAACUUUAGAGGAUGGCUGCUUUAACUAUUCAUGCCUAGCUAUUUAUUCGUUCGAAACCGAAUGUUUGGUUUCUACAAACAAGCUUUUCUACUACAUAAAAUUUGACUCAUCAGAUUUUGAAGAUACUCCUAUGUUAUUAAAUUCGCCUACGAAAGUAUCGCCCAAAACUACUGAAAACUGUUUGUCUCAGAGUCCUAAACCUUCCCCUGAGCCAGCUAUUUACAGUUCGAAAACCGCUAUAUAUCCUGAAACUUAUGAAGACAAUCCUUUUUUUCGCUCUAUCUUGCAUGAAUUAGAACAGAAGUCAUCCUCCAUGAAGUUGUAUUUUAAAAAAAUAAUGAAACGAAUCAUGCAGGUGAGCUCUGCUUUCGAAGAAUCCGAGUAUGCUUUUAAGCGACUGUCUGACACUCUUUAUGAAGCAUCCACAGAUACCACAAUCGCUUCGCAACCGAUGCUAGAUGAAUUUUUGCUUCGCUCAUUUGAACUUGAAAUGAUUGUUUUACGGCAUAUGAAGGCUGACUUUAUGAAUCAUAUGUAUGGACCUUUACAAAGAAUAUAUAGUACCUCUAUAAAGCCUAUUGAUGAUAAGAAAUUGGAGUUCGAAGAACAAAGUAAAAGUUAUUAUACUUUACUGUCUCGUUUUAUGUCUUGUCGUAAAGAUUCUAAGUUAUCCGAAUCGGUCUUUUUCGAAAAAGAAAAGCGCUUUGCUUUACAACGUUAUGAUUAUUAUUGCUUUAUGCAAGACCUUUAUAAUGGCUCCACCAUGAGUGAAAUAAGUGAGGUUUUUUUAAAAUUUGUAAAUCGACGAUUCGACAAAUUGUCCGACUAUAUGGCUUCCUUGGAAUAUUUACUCCCUCAGCUACAGCAAUUGAUGUCGAAACUAGAAGCUUCGAAAUGGGAUCUCACUUUUCAAGAAAAAUGCCGAAGAAAGCAACGUUCGGCUAUGAUAACGAAGAAAGAUCGACCAAAAUCCAUGUUUGCUAUUCCAUCCUCCCCUUUAUCUGAUGUAUCGGAAAGGUCUGAUUAUACAAUGUACAGCCCACCACAUUCUUCUUCAUCUGAAGACUUCCAAAAAGUAAGCAGUCCUACAUCAAACGUUCAUAAUCCUGGUUUGAUAUACAAGGAAGGGCUUUUGUUUGUUUUCACUGCCUCUGAAUUAGGAGCCGACUUAGCCGUUCGCAGUAAAGCAGCCUGGCAUAAAUACUGGGUUGCCAUCAAGGAUGGUUAUAUGCUGGAGUAUGCAAAUUGGAAAGAUUCUGAAAAGAUUAGUGUUUAUUCAAUUUCACUGCGAAAUGCUUCUGUGAGAAAAUUAAGAAAACAGCCAAGGAAAUACUGUUUAGAACUGAUUUCUCCAAAGACAAAGCGCUUAUAUCAAACAACUUCUGAAACUGAAUUGGAUGCUUGGAUUAGUUCCAUUAAUGAUUCCAUAAAAUCUUUAACUAAGCAAUCUUCUUUAGAAGAUUCACUCACAUCUUCAGAUGAACAGCCAGUAAUCAAAGGGGUUUCGUCGCCGCCUGUUGAGCGCGCUCGCUUGACUCGCAAGAUCAGUGGCUCCGGAAUCAGAAGAGCAUUCACCCGGAAAGGGUCUUGGAAUUUUCCUCAACUUUUUCGAAGUGCAAGCACAAACACAAAAACUAUUGAGGAUUUAGAAAAAUGCCAUGCAAGUGCAAGCAUUUUCAUCGAAAUGUUGAGAAGGAUCGAUCCAGAAAACUCUCUCUGUGCUGACUGUGGCUCUACGAAAGACGUGACAUGGUGCUCCAUCAACAUUCCAGUAAUUUUGUGUAUUGAAUGCAGCGGUGUUCAUCGUUCGCUUGGUUGUCAUAUCUCAAAAACACGCUCCCUUUUAUUUGACUCUUUUCCCCAACAGUUAAAGCUUUUGUUGUCUCGAGUAGGGAAUUCAGUUGUAAACCGUGUUUUUGAAGCGAGGAUAAAUUCAUUCUCUGGUAAACCUUUUCCUGACAGUGAUACGGGUAUGAAAGCUGUGUUUGCCAAAAAGAAGUAUGCUGAACAUGCCUUUAUGGAUCUGUCAUCAGUAGACGCAUACCAGUAUCUUAUUGAAGGUCUAAGGAUGAACGAGACAGAAAAAGUCUUGCUAGCACUUGCUGCUCAACCAAACUUCAAAGAGCACCGUUCUGAAUUUCUAAAGGAAGUAACUCAAGAUGCAAGCCGCUUACAUUAUUUGGAGCUGAUGCUUUUGAACGGAUUGUUAUUGCCCUCCUCUGAAGAAAUAUCCAAGUAUGCUUGUAAAGAAAUGGAAGCAUUAUUACAACAAAAGCAUUAUGUCAAAUAUCGCGAGGAAGAAGUAUAGGGAAAGAACAAAGAGCAGAUGUUUCCUUACUAUAAAAAAUCCAUUCUUCUUUGAUAAAACAGGUUUUAAUGAAGGAAGCAGAGCCUCCACAUUCCCAACCGUAAUUCCUCUCACUAAUAGAAGUCGUGGACUCUGAAUUGAUUCAAAAUAUUUUCAAGCCUUUAUCUCAUACCCGUCUCUGAAAUACUGCUCUUUCUUUGUGCCGUCUUCUCUGUUGUAUAUGCAGCAUUAAGACAGUUAUUUGAAUUCCGUUCAACGAAAAGUGUAAUAUGAACGACAAUCAAAGUGAAUCUUCAUCAUCAAGGAAAGACACGUUUUCGUGUCUGAUAAACCUUUGGUAAAAGUUGUCAUAGUCAUUUCGUUUGUUCGAAUUGACCAGUUAUUCUACAAAAUUCUUAAAACGCAAUUAAAAGAAAAAAAAAACGUCCAUCGCUCGCUUAAAAGGUUUUAUUUUUUUCUCAUUAACUUUACAUUACUCGCUUUAUUGAAUUGCGAGAACUAUUUAUUACGCACCAUUCCUUCUUUUCUUCUGACAAUACACUUACUUCUUGGACACUCAUUUUGGUACUAAUUCACUAAUAAUAGCUAAUUUGACUGUGCCCUCUUUUUUUUUUUAGUCGACUUGUUAUCCGUCAA